AUGGCGAUGGGGGUUCGUGACGGUGAUAGUGCCAUGAGAUUCUUUGAUCAUUUCAUCAUGUUUCGUAAUGCGGUUACCUCAUCAUGGAAGAUAACCGCCAGGGCCAGUUCGUUCUGGAGUCAUGUGAAGAUGGGCCCACCCGAUGCCAUUCUUGGAAUCACGGAGGCAUAUAAAAAAGAUAGUAAUCCGAACAAAGUCAAUUUGGGUGCUGGAGCUUAUCGUGACGAUAAUGGGAAACCGUUUGUUCUGCCUUCUGUCAAGGAAGCUGAGUCUAGAAUGUUCUCCCGGAAUAUGGACAAAGAAUACGCGAGCAUUGCUGGCAUUGCGGAGUUUUGUGACCUGGCAGCCAAGUUAGCUUUCGGCAAUGAUUCCAAACAUAUAGAACAAAAAUGUGUAUGUUUUUCGUCUUAUGAUGCUGCCUUUUAG
Molecule: messenger RNA, 426 nt
Organism: Echinostoma caproni
Lineage: Eukaryota; Metazoa; Platyhelminthes; Trematoda; Plagiorchiida; Echinostomatidae
Source: the annotation of a GenBank genome assembly